AUCGUCUUCUCUUCUGUGUCCCCCCCCGCCCCCCGGCUGCCUCUCUCUCUCUCUCUCUCUCCUCUCUCUCGUUCUAGGGUUUCCUCGGUCUCCGAUUUGCUGAAGGAAUUUAGGGUUCUUCUUCGAUCCUUUUCUCGAUUUGUUCCCUCUGAAACCUUUUUGAUCGAUUGGUGUCUCUGAGAGUAGUCGAUUCGUCUUCCGACUACCCCGGUCUUCCAUCGAUCACACAUAUUAAGAAAAGCCCACAUUUUUCUUCUCCUCAAUUUCUUGUGAGUUUAUCCCAUGCUCUAAAGCGGUUUUGUUGGUGUGUUUCUCCAAAAUUUACAAGGCUGGGGAGGAUUCGAGCGCGCGAGAGAGAUCUGGGGAUGAGCGGAAACCCUAACCCAGCCGCCGACGCGAAGCCGGCGGGCGCCGGUCGAUUCCGGGGCCUCGGCAUGCACCAUUUGGCGGAUGAACACCAUGUCCUGCCCUCCGUGAUUCUUCCGGCUCAGAUCGACGACCCCAGCGCUGUCGGCCGUAGCGGUGAGUUGAUUGCGGCUGCCGACGCUCAGACCUUGCAGCAGUACCACGAAGCGGAUCACAGCAGCGGCAGCCAUGGCAUGGAGGAGGAUGGGGUUGGGGCCGUGGAGAACGAGGGAAUGGAGACGGAAGAGCCGGCUGAUCCGAGUCAUCUCGGUGAUGCCCAAGGUCUGAUCGCGCCGCAAGUGGGCGGUAACCAGCUGACGCUCUCUUUCCAGGGAGAAGUCUUCGUUUUUGAUUCCGUAUCCCCAGAAAAGGUUCAAGCUGUGCUUUUGUUGCUAGGAGGUCGGGAGAUGCAGACUAGCUUGAAUCCUUUUCCAUCAUCUUCUCUGCAGAACAAGCGCAUGAAUGUUCCACAUAGAGUUGCAUCCUUGAUGCGGUUCCGGGAGAAGCGGAAAGAGCGGAAUUUUGAAAAGAAAAUACGUUACACUGUUCGCAAAGAGGUCGCGCUGAGGAUGCAACGAAAUAGGGGUCAAUUUACAUCAUCUAAAUCGAAGACUGAAGAUUCCACAGGUGGUGCUACCACUUCUGAUGCUAACCAAAAUUGGGGUUCUCCAGAGAAUAAGAUCCCAGCGGCAUCUGCAUGUCACCACUGUGGCAUCAAUGCAAAGUCUACGCCGAUGAUGCGCCGUGGGCCUGAUGGACCGAGGACUUUAUGUAAUGCAUGUGGACUUGUGUGGGCAAACAAGGGAAUAAUGAGGGAUCUAUCGAAAAAUCCAUCUCCAGCUAUUCUCAAUGCUUCGCCAGAACCAAAAGAAGGGCAGAACAACUCUGCCGAAGCUGCCAUCGCCCAGUCGAUCGCUGUGGCAGCCAAUGGUCAUGACACAUCAUGAGAGGUGCUGUGCCAUCAGAACCAAAGCCUCCAGUGAAGAAGAGAUGGCUGGUUGAACAGGGGAAUUAAUCCUCCUUGGCCCUUCCAGAUUGUGUAAUGUUAUUUAACAUGUACCAUAUUCUGAGAGUUAAUAUUAGGAUCUUUCUGGUUCCUUGUUGGUAUUAAUACUAAGGCAACCUUGUUACAGUUAAAUGUUAAUUUGUGGGUGAUUCAUCUUGCAAAAUAUCACUGUGAUCUUUUCUUUUUCGUUCA
Molecule: messenger RNA, 1603 nt
Organism: Musa acuminata AAA Group (dessert banana)
Lineage: Eukaryota; Viridiplantae; Streptophyta; Magnoliopsida; Zingiberales; Musaceae
Product: GATA transcription factor 20-like
Exons: 7
Coding region: 366-1352 (328 amino acids)
Biological process (GO): regulation of DNA-templated transcription
Molecular function (GO): sequence-specific DNA binding; protein binding; zinc ion binding
Source: RefSeq, a predicted model, not a curated record